Messenger RNA from Silurus meridionalis, 2134 nucleotides. Its product is annotated as core histone macro-H2A.1. Gene Ontology annotation, molecular function: protein heterodimerization activity; DNA binding; structural constituent of chromatin. The record is from RefSeq and is a predicted model, not a curated record. The transcript is spliced from 9 exons. Gene Ontology annotation, cellular component: nucleosome. Bases 751 to 1845 code for a protein of 364 amino acids. Lineage: Eukaryota; Metazoa; Chordata; Actinopteri; Siluriformes; Siluridae.
AAUCCCCUUCUCUCUCUCUCUCUCUCUCUCUCUCUCCCAAGUUUUCUUCAGAAGGUUGCUGCUCUCCAAUUGGUCCGUUCAGGGUCAUGUGACCGCAGGUGCGUUAUAUGGUGUUAAAUGGUGAUAAGAUCAUGAGGAGAUUUCAGCUCUAAGAGAAGAAACCGCUGUGUUCAGCAUGAGACAGAUCAUUCCAGUGAGCAGCUGAACAGUGAGGAGAAACAUCUGCAUUCAUUAACAACAUGAUCAACACAUAAAAACCCAGAACUGCUGAGGAUCAAAACCCUUCUACAUCCCCAGUCUUUUACUGACACACACACACACACACACACACACACACACACACACACACACACACACACACACACACACACAGAGUUUAGGUUCAAAGCUCCUGUACUGGUUCUACUAGGGGUUCUUCUGUAGAGUUCUCCUCAGAGGGAACUGCAGAACUCUCAGCGGUUCUUCUGGGUUUCCUGCAUGCAGUGUGUGGAGCUGAUCAUCUGCUGGUCUAAUACAUGAUGAUUAUGUAUAAAUCUGAUGACAGGAAGAAAAUAUAUUUAAAUGAUUUCAAGAAACAGACUGUGAUUCAAUCUGCAGGAGAAAAGCUCCUGGUUUUCCUGUUAACCCGGAAGUGAGCUGCAGUCAGCUGAUGCGCGGUGCAUUGUGGGAGUGGAGGACAUUGCUCACACUUGUUCGUGUCGGUGUUUUCAGGUUUUCUCCUUCUGUGUGCUAUCAUCUCAUUGUGUUAGGAUGUCGAGUCGAGGAGGGAAGAAGAAGUUGACGAAGACGUCACGCUCGGUGAGAGCAGGAGUGAUUUUCCCUGUGGGUCGAAUGCUGAGGUACAUCAAACACAACCUCCCCAAAUACCGCAUCGGGGUCGGAGCUCCUGUUUACCUCGCUGCAGUGCUGGAGUACCUCACAGCUGAAAUUCUGGAGUUAGCAGGUAAUGCAGCUCGUGACAAUAAGAAAGGUCGAGUGACUCCACGUCACAUCCUCCUGGCCAUCGCUAAUGAUGAGGAGCUCAAUCAGCUGCUGAAAGGUGUGACGAUUGCUGCAGGAGGAGUUUUACCAAACAUCCAACCCGAACUGCUUGCCAAGAAACGAGGCUCUAAAGGUAAAUUGGAGGUUGUGGCGUCGCCUCCACUGGCCAAGAACAAAAGCACCAAAAAACCACCAACCACCAAAAGAAACCCCAACAAGAAAUCAUCCAGAGUGAAGAGGCGUGGGGAUGGCAGCAAAGCGGUGAGUGCAGACAGCACCACAGACUCUCCUUCUGAUGGCUUCACAGUUCUCUCGUCUAGAAGCCUCUUCCUGGGACAGAAGCUGCAAGUCGUACAAGCUGAUAUUUCCUCCAUCAACAGUGACGCUGUCGUUCAUCCCACCAACUCCACCUUCCACACAGGUGGAGAAGUAGGGAGUGCGCUGGAGAAGAAAGGUGGAAAGGAGUUUUGUGAAGCAGUGUUGGAGCUGCGCAAGAAGAACGGCCCUCUGGAGGUGGCUGGAGCGGCGAUGACGUCAGGUUACGGCCUUCCAGCAAAGUUUGUGAUCCACUGUAACAGUCCCGGCUGGGGCUCAGACAAAUGCGAGGAGCUUCUGGACAAAACCGUGAAGAACUGCCUCGCUCUGGCUGACGAGAAGAAACUCAAAUCUGUGGCGUUUCCCUCCAUAGGCAGCGGCAGGAACGGUUUUCCGAAGCAGAUGGCCGCUCAGCUGAUACUGAAAGCCAUCAACAGCUACUUCGUGUCAACCAUGUCGUCCUCCAUCAAGAACGUCUACUUCGUACUGUUUGACAGCGAGAGCAUCGGCAUCUAUGUCCAGGAAAUGGCCAAACUCGACUCCAAAUAAAUCUGUCUUUAAUGCAUUGUGGGUUUAAUUCAAAGAUCUCCGUGUAAGAGUCCAAACAUGAUGGUCAUGCUGUGAGGUCAUGUGACCUCUGGACAGGAGUUUUUAUCUCCAAGCUGUAAAAUGUUCCAAAAAUCUCUAAACGUGUUUGGCUGCACCAUGUUUCACAUUAACGUGUGUGUGUGUGUGUGUGUGUGUGUGUGUGUGCAUGUUUGCACCUGUGUCUGUGUCUGCGUGUGUGUCUGUGUCUGCGCACAUGUCUGUGUGUGUCUGUCUGCGUGUGUGUCUGCGU